AUGUCUUUUUUAAAAAAACUUAUUAUAAAAGGAAAUAAACGUAAAACUAUUAUAGUUUACGAUGAACCAGACAAUUUUUGGGGUUGGGAUGAUUCCCAAUCUACUUGUUUAUUUGUCGAUAACGAAAAAACUUUUGAAUCCGCAUUACUAACCAACGAAGAAGAAAAUCAAGAUAUUAUUGAAGAUUAUAUCGAAACUAGUGAAUAUAAAAUAUUUACUAGUUAUAAAAAAUUUAAAGACUACUUAUUAAAAGAAAAAAUUAUCAGUUCAGGAUACACUGAUAAUUCUAAUAACCAACGAUUAAAAA
Molecule: messenger RNA, 307 nt
Organism: Racocetra persica
Lineage: Eukaryota; Fungi; Glomeromycota; Glomeromycetes; Diversisporales; Gigasporaceae
Source: the annotation of a GenBank genome assembly